Podarcis raffonei (Aeolian wall lizard) is the source of this 1401-nucleotide messenger RNA. Its product is annotated as vomeronasal type-2 receptor 26-like. Bases 1 to 1401 code for a protein of 466 amino acids. Gene Ontology annotation, molecular function: G protein-coupled receptor activity. Gene Ontology annotation, cellular component: membrane. Gene Ontology annotation, biological process: G protein-coupled receptor signaling pathway. The record is from RefSeq and is a predicted model, not a curated record. The transcript has 4 exons. Lineage: Eukaryota; Metazoa; Chordata; Lepidosauria; Squamata; Lacertidae.
AUGGCAUCUCAUAUCUAUUACAUAGUCCCCAAAUUAUCCUUCAAGAAACAUCCUUCCCAGGUCUUCAUUGAUACCCCACUGGUGUUGACAAAGUUCUACCAGCAAAUCCUGGCCUUGGUCUUUGCUGUCGAUGAGAUCAACGAGAAUCCCAGGAUGUUGCCCAAUGUCUCUCUUGGCUUCCACAUCUAUGAUAGCUAUUAUGAUUCAAAGAUGACCUACCGAAACACUCUGGACCUGCUCUUUAAAUCACAUCACUUUGUUCCCAACUACAGGUGUGGCAUCCAGAAAAAUGUCAUAGGAGUCAUUGGGGGACUCAGCUCUGAUACCUCCUGGUGCAUGGCAAACGUCUUAGGUCCUUUCAAGAUUCCACAGGUACCACCCCUCUCUAUAUGUAAUGCCCACUGCCUUCCUGGUUAUGGGAAGAAAAAGAAGGAGGGAAAGAAGUUUUGCUGCUAUGAUUGUGAUCCAUGUCCGGACGGAAUGAUCUCAGAUGAGAAAGACAUAGAAACAUGUGUCAGUUGCCCAGCAGAUCAAUAUCCAAACAGCGGCCAGGAUCUAUGCAUUCCUAAGAUUCCAAACUUCCUAGCCUUUGAUGAAACCUUGGCCAUUGUUUCAACUUUUUUCGCACUUUUAUUCUCUCUCUUCACAAUCCUGGUGCUUGGCAUCUUCAUUAAGCAUCGCAAAACAGCCAUAGUCAAAGCCAACAACAGAAGCCUUACCUAUGGUCUCCUUAUCUCCCUCCUCUUGUGUUUCCUCUCUUCUUUGUUGUUUAUCGGAAAACCUAAUAUGGUGACUUGCCUUCUCCGACAAACUGCUUUUGGCAUUGUCUUCUCUGUGGCCCUCUCCAGCAUCUUAGCCAAAACCAUACUGGUGGUUUUGGCAUUCAUGGCUACCAAACCAGGAUCCAAUAUGAGGAAAUGGGUAGGCAAAGAACUGGCUUAUUCCAUUGUCUUUUCCUGCUCCAUUGUUCAAGUAGGAAUUUGUGUCCUCUGGCUGGCAACCUCUCCCCCAUUCCCAGAUGUGGACAUGCACUCAAUGCCUGAAGAAAUCAUAUUUCUUUAUAAUGAAGGGUCAGUCUCCAUGUUCUAUUGUGUUUUGGGCUACAUGGGAUUCCUGGCCACUAUCAGCUUCACUGUGGCCUUCCUAGCCAGGAAGUUGCCUGACACUUUCAACGAAGCUAAGUUCAUCACCUUCAGCAUCCUGGUCUUCUGCAGUGUUUGGCUCUCCUUCAUUCCAACCUACCUGAGCACCAGAGGAAAAUACAUGGUGGCUGUGGAGAUCUUCUCCAUCUUUGCUUCUGGUGCUGGGUUGCUGGUUUGCAUUUUCUCCCCUAAAUGCUACAUAAUUGUGCUGAGGCCAGACCUGAACAACAAAGAGCAGCUAACACAGAGAAAGGUAUAA